AUGACGACCGAACUCGUGGAAAUCGAACAUGAAGGACAAAGUGAUGAAGUUGUUGAGCCCGAGCAACAGCCACAGUUGAAAAGGUCGAGUAGGGAGAAAUGUCAAAAUCCCAGGUAUGCAUAUGUAGUGUCAAUUGAAGAAAAUAUAGCUGAACCCAAAAGUUUUUCCGAAGCCAGUAAGCAACCGGAAUGGGUUAAUGCUAUGAAUCAAGAGAUCAAUGCUCUUAGAGAAAACGAAACCAGGGAAUUAGUUCUUAAACUAGAAGGUGUAAAAACACUCUCGUGUAAAACACUCUCGUGUAAAUGGGUCUACAAACUCAAACGAAAAGUCGGCGGGUCUAUUGAUUGGUAUAAAGCACGGCUUGUGGCGCGGAGUUUUUCACAAGAGUAUGGUCUUGACUAUGAUGAGACGUUUAGUCCCAUUGCUAAAUUAACUACGGUUUGA
This is a messenger RNA of Helianthus annuus (common sunflower), 444 nucleotides long. RefSeq lists its product as uncharacterized. The transcript has a single exon. The coding region runs from base 1 to 444 and encodes 147 amino acids. Lineage: Eukaryota; Viridiplantae; Streptophyta; Magnoliopsida; Asterales; Asteraceae. The record is from RefSeq and is a predicted model, not a curated record.